Molecule: messenger RNA, 5919 nt
Organism: Misgurnus anguillicaudatus (oriental weatherfish)
Lineage: Eukaryota; Metazoa; Chordata; Actinopteri; Cypriniformes; Cobitidae
Gene: nol4lb
Product: nucleolar protein 4-like b
Source: RefSeq, a predicted model, not a curated record
UCCCACCGCUCUAAUCUCCAGCCUCGUGGCUCAGGUACUCUGUCCUAUCUCACAUUACAAGCGAACACGCGCAGUCCAGUUCUCCGCGUGGACAGGCAUCGGGUCGGGACAGCGCACUGAGCGUCGAGCUCAUUCAAACAGGUGGUAAGCGAUUUCAGGUGGAGCUGACGGGGACGUGCAGGCAGCACUUCAUUUCACUGAGCCUCCGUAGCUGCAUCUGCACGAGCGUUAAAUAACGACAACUCGGACAUCUCUGUUUAUUUACCGUUUUAUUUAAGCUGUUGCUUUUUAUGCAACGUACGUUUUUGGGCUAAAAAGGACAGUUUCUGUUUAUUAGCCUGCAAGCUUCAGCAUACAGGUGGGCGAAAGCCGUUUGUAGGACGGCCCCCUCUUUCAGUUCCUCAAUAGGGCAGACGUGGGACUGUCAUUUAUUUGUCAUCCUUUGGGACAGAGGAAACGGCUCGCGCUCAGUUAACAGGUGCGACGAUUGAUAAAUACACCAGCGUUCAGUCGCGUAUUUUGUGCGAUACGCAUUCGUUUUCAUUUAUUUUUAUUUAUACCCGUGGCAAAUUAAGAGCUAUAUCUAUAUAUCUCGCUCAAAAAACAGCAUUUCCCCCGAAGCCUCUUUCUAUUCGAAAAGAGGGAGGUUUUUCCAGACAACAAUGUCCACCAAAAAGCGCAUGGAUUUAACGAAACGGAGCCGAAGCCCCGCGGUGUCCGAGGGCGAGAUGUUUAGCGAUUUUCAAGAGUGGUGCCUGCGCACUUACGGCGACUCCGGCAAGACAAAGACCGUCACCCGGCGAAAAUACAACAAAAUCCUCCAGACCCUCUUACAGAGCGACGACCCGGAGGUCGUUUAUAUCGAGAGCAACCACAUCAACGCCAAAUUCAAGUUCUGGGUGAAAUCCAAAGGUUUCCAGGUGGGCAGCACUGGCGGCGAGCGGAACGAGACCGGAUCAGCUGACAGACCGGUCCUGUACGUCCCCAUCAAGGCAACGUGUGUAGAUGGAGGUUUGGGGCAGGAGAGCUCUCUGAAGAGGGUUGCUGUGGUGGAGGAUUUCUAUGACAUCAUCUACGCCAUGCACGUAGAGAUUGGCUCCGAUCCUGCCAAAGCACCCAAACAUGCCGGACAGAAGAAAACCUAUAAAGCCAUAGCAGAGACGUAUGCGUUCCUGCCCAGAGAGGCGGUGACCCGUUUCCUGAUGAGCUGUGGAGAGUGCCAGAAGAGGAUGCACAUCAGCCCCAGCGGAGCAGAGUUCAAAGAGAACAAUCAACCAACCCAUCUGACCGCAGACCUUAUAGACUACAACAUGCCACUCACGACAACCUACCUGAAACAGAAGAAACUGCAAUGCAUGAACAGGAACGAGCAGGAUGAGUGUUCAGUGAGUAGCGAGGAGUUUGAUAUGAGUGACCCCACAUGGAUAUCAGCUGAACGUCACUCUGCACUGUCUGACCUGAGCCACCCGUCCAGCGCAGAGAGGAUGCACAGCCCGCAAAACGCACAUAAGGACGAGGACGAUGAUUCAUCUUCUGAAAGUGGCAGUGGCAAUGGAUUGCACACACUGACUCCUCCUUCCGUGGGCGUGGCCGGUGCAAGUGACAGUACAGGGACAGGACCUGGAUCAGGCUCGUACAGCGAGGUUAACGGGAACGGAAACGGUGCCGCGGCACCAAUUGACUUCAGCACGACUUCUUCAUCUUCUUCCUCAGAGGACCAGCAAGCGGUGAACCUCGGCGAGAGACUGAGUCAGGCCCUGCCUACUGCUGCAGCCAUGCUGGCGACCUUUAAGUCCGAGCAUACAGACGAGCUACGCAGAAAAUACCCCAAAUCAUCAGAGCUGCGUCUUGACCGAGAUGUCAGGGAUUAUAACAACAAGUCUCCACAAUACAGUUCAGGGAGUUAUGAUUCAAUAAAGAUGGAGAUAUGCGCCGAAGAUCUGACUGUCGGUCGGUCUCAGGCGGCCGACGAUGAUGACGACGACCAUGAUGACCAUGAUGAUAGUGAUAAGAUAAAUGAUGUGGAAGGAGUUGACCCAGAGAGGCUGAAGGCCUUUAAUAUGUUUGUACGUCUGUUUGUGGAUGAGAAUCUGGACCGCAUGGUGCCGAUCUCCAAACAGCCUAAAGAAAAGAUCCAAGCCAUUAUUGAAUCGUGCAGCCGGCAGUUCCCGGAGUUCCAGGAGCGUGCUCGGAAGCGAAUCCGCACCUACCUCAAAUCCUGCCGCCGUAUGAAGAAAAACGGCAUGGAGCAGACUCGACCCACGCCGCCCCACCUGACCUCAGCAAUGGCUGAAAACAUACUCGCAGCAGCCUGCGAGAGCGAAUCACGCAAAGCUGCCAAACGAAUGCGCAUGGACGUCUACCAGGCACAUGAGGAAGCGAUCGAUAAGCCUGUCUCCCGUGAGCCGAUUUCGCUGGCCCACUCUGCAUACUCACUUGCAGCCUCAGCCUACUCCCAGGACCAACUAUACAUUAAUGGAGGGUUGAACUACAGUUACCGUGGUUACGGCGGGCUGUGCGGCAGCAUUCAACAUCCUGUAUCGCUUACAACAGCUACUGCCCAGACCAAUGGCCCUACCGAUCUCAGUAUGAAGUCUCUGGCUUCCAGCUCAUCCUCGUCAAGCUCCAGUAGUCUCGGGAGGAACGGAGGAGGGGGCGGGACUUCUGCACAGCUCAGCCACACAGAGGUAGCGGCGGUGCGACAGCUGAUCGCAGGAUACCGCGAAUCCGCCGCGUUCCUGCUCCGAUCGGCAGACGAGCUGGAGAACCUCAUACUACAACAGAACUGAACUGGUCGCUCUCUCUCCUCAACGCCCUCUAUCUCUCUCUAUCGCAUAUAUUCAUUGUCCCUCUGGGUACACAUGUGGAGCGUACAUAACCAUCAUCAUCAUUAUUAUCAGAUGUUUCUGAUCACCAAGGUUUUUAAACUCGGAGAGAGAGAAUAAACAAAGCUUAAACAAAAAGAGCAAAAAGAGAUGAAGGAGAGAAGAUGCAGAGGUACGGAAAUGGGAAAAGGAGCUCUUAAGGACAAAGCAUUGCAGCUUUAUCGAGGAGAAGGUUGUGAUUGGACGGUUUUAUGUGUCUCUUCAUAUCGAUUCAUGCCUCCCUCCAUUAAUUUGAAGCUCCGCCUCCAUGCUCCUCUGAGAGCCAUUGAUUUCUAAUGCUCUUUGUCCUUUGCUAUUUCAAAGGAGGUACUACGGCACACCAAUCCUCCAGAUGGCACUAACUAAAUGAAGACGCUUUUGAUUUCGAGGCGUAAUGAAAAGAAGGAAAAAAGAAAUGAAGAAAAUUGAGAGACCUUCGCUGUAAAUAAGCACCCUCUGUGUCCUAAAGCACUUUUCCAUUCGUUCUGACCUCUGAAUAUUGUAACUUAUGCAUAUAGAUAUGCAGGUGGAUGCUCACCUGGAAAUACCUCAGCCUGUCUGUCCUGCUCUUUCUCUCUCUUUCCCAGUAGUCUGUAUGGGGGAGAAGAAAAUUAUCACCUUUCCGUCCUUAACCUCACGGUUCACUGCGUCUCAGCAUCCUGAGAUUCAGGCAUUGGAAGCAGAGAGUGUUCUAAUCGCCAAACAUUUCCUUAAUCAUUUUGUUUUUUCAAGCUAAUAUAUCCUAAACAUUUUUACACAAAAUAUAUCUUUAAUUAAAGAUAUGAUCUCUGCUCUUAGGUUAAUAUUUAAAGAUGUAUAAUUUACAGGAAGACAAGCAGAAAUACUGAUUUUUUUUUUUUUCGUUUUGACGCAAAUGUUUUGUAUAUACUUCGCUUCAUUUCAAGGUAUUGAUCUUGUAAAUGCACUGCACUGGAAAUGGCGUAUUGGACAGAAUGAAGUGUUCUGAUGAGGUUGAGAUAUAACCGACUGGGUUUCCUAAUCCAUUCGAACCUGUCAUGCGUACAGGUGCCAACUCCACACUCCAUUUCCUCUCUCUACGGGUCACUCCUGUUCCCCUCGUUUCUAUACUGUGCCCUUCUAUUUCUCCUUUACACCCUCUGCUCCUCCACCUCAUUGUAUCUCGGAGGAAACAGAGAAAUUGAAGCUGUUUUUGGCCAUUGAUCCACUCUGCUGCUAUGGACUCAGUUGUAACACCACAGACCUGAAACCUCAAGCCUCCCGACACAACCAGAGCACCUCAAGACGAAACGUACCAAGGCAAAAAAAAAAACUUUCAAAACAGACAGAAAUGGGAAGCCAAGAAAGAUAAAACCUGUUUUGUUGUUUAAUCAGCGUUUUGCAUUCUGGUUGAGGGUAUUUGUUUAAGACCCGAGGGCUGCUUUUGUUUGCUUUGCAGGCUUUUUUGUUUGUUUUAGCAUUUAAGUGCUUCAGAAAAUCUGAAAAUCUUUGGCACACGAGCUUGACGCAUACACACACUUAAGGGCAUCUCUGAAUAUUUCGCUAAAAAAUGAUUAUUUAAAGUGGUGUCAUUCAGGAGCCAGUGGAAAUGUCACUGUUAUUUGCUCCGGAUGAUCUUGGAGCUAUUGCACUGCUGGUGGGGGAUGGAGAACAAUAUCGCAAUGCAGAUGAUAAUCAAAAGCAUUCCUGGCCCUAAAAGAGAAAGACUAAUACACAAGACCCCAACCGAGGAGCUUUCAGAAUCAUUUGACAUACAUUUAACCCUACUUACAUACAUAAUGGGCAAGGUCAGUCGCGUGAUUGAAGGCUUUGAUGGAACGCCGUGUUUCGGGGGAAAUUGUGAAUUGCGAGUGUGACCGGAGACGACACUGCCCUCUUAAGACAUAUUUUGACACACGCAUGUCAUACGCGUUAAUGAUUUAUUGGAGCGAAGCGAUAUGUAAUGUAUUAUAUUUAUGAGAGCCUACAGCGUUCAGCCCUCUUGACUGAUGUAUGGAUUUCUGAUUAGAAUUAGAAGCUAUUGAUGUGAAGAAAUAUGCAAAAUUGUCAGUGCGAGGCAUCUCAUCACUGUGUUCAGCUCGUAGCGCGUCUGUGUUACGGUCCUCUCAUUAUAGGGCAUCCAUGUCGCCCUCCUAUUGUUCAGGAGAGAACGCAUUCGAUGUUGUAGGGAAGCAAAUCCACUGGGGUUCUGCUUAUGGAUACUGGUUUGUCACAAAAACACGUCCAGGUCAUAUUUCACCUCAAUAUAACAAUAAAACGAUUACAAAAUUGACAUUAUUUUCAUAACAGUUAAGCACAUUUCCACCCAAUCUCACACAUUCUCAUUACUGUAAUGUUAUGGUAAUGAGAAUGUAGAAGUUUAUGAGUUUUUACGGAUUUACAGUACAUAAAUGUAGUUAGCAUAAGUAUAAACACUAUUUUUGUGUUAAAGUUAUGGGGAUGUGCGGGAAUGGUUAACAAUUUGCUAUUUAUUUAUUUUGAGAAAGAAACAAUAUUGUUCUGGACCUGGACAUGUUCUUGCAAGGUUUUCUAUUGGUAUGCGUUUAUUUGAUUGCAUUUGGGAGAAAAAAAAUCCUCUUCAUUAUCAAACUUCUGUGCUUUUGCUGUUAUUUUGUUUUUCUUCUCCCAUGUCAUUGUCCUGUCACAGGUAUAGAUAGUGAUGUCAUGGUAAAGAGCGAGCCAGUUUUGUUUCUUCCUGACUCGGCCAUCUCUCUAUGUCUCCCAUUGAGGUUGAUGUGGGUACACUCUAAAAAACUUUGGGGUUGUUUUAACUCAAAGUUGGGUCAAAUAUGGACAAACUUAACAGUUGGGUUAAUUUCAACCCAUAGUUUGGUAACACCAACCAAGAAUAGGGUUAUUUGCAUUGUAAAAGUGAAAGUUGAAUCUACUUAAACCACAUUAAGUAGAUUUUUGACCCAUAAUGGGUAAAUAUUGGACAGUACACAUGAUGGGUUAAAAAUGACCCAAUGUUGGGUUGAUUUUAUGCAACCAUGCGGUAUAAUAACCCAGCACUUUGGUCAAUUUUAACCCAGCGAUGUGUUAUGUCCAAUAUUUACCCAUUAUGGGUAAAAAUAAC